AUGAAGCGGAAAAUAUUGUUGUUAACACAGAAGACAUUGGCACAAGAAGUUAACUUGACAGCCGACGGCUAUGGAGAGGGGACUAUAUCAAAGGAUAUUGACAGAAAGGGUGUCGAAAUUGAAUCAGAGACAGAAAAUUUUAUCACAGAAGGUGCCUUGAACUUCGGUGUUAGUAAUAGUGAUAACGUCCCUAACUUUGAGCAAGCAGAAAGUGUGGAUACUGAACUUGAAAUAGGAGUACAAGUGGACAGUCCAUCAGAAUUUGUGUCGGAGAAUAUUGCAGCGGACAUUGAAAUUGAGUCGCAAAGUUAUACUUUGAAUGCAGAAAUCGGGCAAACUGAGGAUUCUCCGGACGAAAAAAAUGUGCUGGCCACAGUAGCACUUCAGACUACAACAAAUUUGGUGAACGGAGACGAGUUUAAGCGUGAAAAUGGGCUUGAGCUGGACGAUGUGAAUGCAACUAAAUUAGCUAAAGGAAUAGAAGUCAAGGAUAACACAGUUACUGUAGAGCUAACGAUACUUGAUACAAGUGAAACUACGACUGAGGCGGUGAGUAAUAGUUUAAAUAACACGGAUGAAGUGAAAGUUACAGAGUCAAGCAGUGAUGUCACCCUAACGGAGGAACCUCAAACAGAAAUCGCUUCCGAUCACACAACUGAAACGCCAGAAGAAUCGGUAACAAAGAAUGAUAACACCACAACUGAAGCGCCUAGAAUUCCAACACAAAAAUUAUGUGCCACACUAGGUACCUUUGCAGCGGAAAAUGACUGCCGUUCAUACUUUACUUGUACACCAAGCGCCAUAGGGGAACUUCAAAUACAACCAAAGAAUUGUCCAAACGGCCAAGCUUUCGAUAGGACGCUUUUGCGUUGUUCUCGUGACCUCUCACCAUGCACCGGCAUAUUUUAUUGCAACGCAGAGGGCACAUUUGCCGCUUCGACCGAUAACUCAUCCUAUUAUUGGUGUGUGGCAUCUCGUUUAAGCAACGGAUUACGCGUCUAUCACGUAAAGUGUGGCAAUGGCCAGAUCUUUACGCCAGAGUUGGGUAAAUGUUUCGUAGAUAUGACAAGUUUGCAUGACUUAUCGCUGAAUUACGAUUUGUAUUUGAGUAAGUCGCCGGAUGAGGAGUGCGUGCGUGAGGAGGUAAAAAUUAUGAAAGCGGAGGAGAAGGUAAAACUCAAAGAGGCAAAGUUGCGUGAGAAAAUACAACGCAAAUAUGAAAAAGAGUUGCUGAAGAAAGCUGAAAAAGAAGCAAAAGAACAGGCCAAAUUACAGGGCAUAUCACUAGAAGAACAGGUCAACUUCAAUUGUACUCAGGUGGGGAGUUUUGCUGCAGCCGCAGAAAACUUCUAUGACUAUAUCGUAUGCUUAAGUAAGAAAGGAGAUUAUAAAGCGGUUGGCAUGAAAUGUGCGGAUAGCCAAAGCUUUUCAGCUGCUAAAGGUUUUUGUACGCUAUAUCAUUGA
Messenger RNA from Rhagoletis pomonella (apple maggot), 1464 nucleotides. RefSeq lists its product as uncharacterized. Gene Ontology annotation, cellular component: extracellular region. The transcript has 3 exons. Gene Ontology annotation, molecular function: chitin binding. The record is from RefSeq and is a predicted model, not a curated record. NCBI's taxonomy places the organism in Eukaryota, Metazoa, Arthropoda, Insecta, Diptera, Tephritidae. Bases 1 to 1464 code for a protein of 487 amino acids.